Eimeria maxima is the source of this 2052-nucleotide messenger RNA. RefSeq names its product glycosyltransferase family 28 C-terminal domain-containing protein, putative. Gene Ontology annotation, biological process: dolichol-linked oligosaccharide biosynthetic process. The transcript has 2 exons. NCBI's taxonomy places the organism in Eukaryota, Apicomplexa, Conoidasida, Eucoccidiorida, Eimeriidae. The record is from RefSeq and is a predicted model, not a curated record. Gene Ontology annotation, molecular function: protein binding; hexosyltransferase activity. Bases 1 to 2052 code for a protein of 683 amino acids.
AUGACAGAGGUGAAGGGAGUGUCGGCAUCUCGAGGCGGCGCGACCACAGCUCUUGUGCAACGGUCGCACCCUCCUCGUGUCUCGCUGGAAGAGUCCCUAAGCAAGGAAAGCGCUAAGAAGAAGACAGCCUGCCCUCGUGGGGAGGAGUGGCCGCGCGUGCUGGUGACGGUGGGAAGCACUUCGUUUGACGGUUUGGUGGCUGCUACGGAGUCGGCUGCCUUUUUAGAUGCGCUGCGGUGUAUUGGCAGGGUGGCGUUAACUGUGCAGGUGGGGCGCGGGAAGAAGCUUCCCUUCGGCAUUUCUUCAGAGUGCGCAGAGCUGAAUGCUGAUGGGGUGUACGCAAAUCUGGACGGGUUUGCCAGUGUGCGGGUGGUGCGUUUCCUACCUUCUCUGUCUCGCCUGCUGCCCGACUUCGACUUAAUCAUUUCGCAUUGUGGGGCCGCUACGCUACUAGAGGCACUGAGGGCUUCCCGCCGGGUGGUGGCUUGCGUUAACCCUUCUCUCCUCCACAACCAUCAACUGGAGCUAGCUGUCCAGCUAGCCAAGGAACAGCAUUGCGUGGCGCUGGAUUGCCUCGUAGACCUCCCGAGAAAGACGCUCGAAGCCUGGAGGCGUCCUCUACUCGGUGCCCCACAAACCCCACCACCAUCAGCAGCAGCAGGGGCAAGAACAACCGGGGACAGGGAUAUUCUCAAGAAGCCCUUGCUGCCGCUGCCUCCUCCUAAUCGUGGCCGAUUUGUUGCAAUGAUAGAGGAGGAGGUGACGGAGGACAUGGACCUGAAGGCCCGCAGAGCUCUCUCUGUAGUGUCUCCUUCGCAUAAAUCCUGUCUCCCGCUUGCCUCUCUAGCCAACCCCAGCAGUGCUGCUGCAUCCGCUAGCAGCACCGGCAGCGGCACCAGUUCUUUGCUGCACAUUGAGCCAGUUGCCAACAGCAGCAGCAGCAGCAGCAGUAGAGUGCUGUUGCAGCAAAGGGACUCUCUCAUUUCUGUCUUUGAUCUACAAGCAGAGAAGUUUACGGGGUCGUUCAGAACUGGGGCCUUUUCCUUCUGCAAGUGCGCAGCUCCGCGACGCUGCAGCAGCAGCGUUGGUAGCAGCAGCAGCAGCAGCUUUAGUCUAGAGUGUUUGGCAGCUCCUGUAGGGGAGUUGGAGAGUGCGGGUCUGUUCGACUUGCGGGCACUGGGGCCUUGUAAGGAUACGAAGGGAAUUGUGUUACCGGCUGUAGAGUUCCGUCUGAAGAGAAACAGUGCGACCGAGGCUCUGUUUAGGUGCCUUCUGCAGGAACAACAGCAACAGCAACUGCAGCAACAACACCAGCAGCAGUUACAGCUGCCGUCGGACUUGUCGAGUUGUGGGACUUUGCAGUGUGUAGGUUUCGUCUCCUCUUCGCCGCUGUUGCUGACUGCGUACGAGCUACCGGUUGUAGCUCUGUGGGAUAUGCGCAGCAGCAGAGUCCCUCUUUCCUUGAUGCUGCUUCCACCCUCAGACUCCCCUCCUGCUCACCUCACUGUAGCCGGAAGCCGCGUCUGGGUAGCAUGCAUUGAAGGGCCCCUCUCCCUCCAGCGCGUCGCCCGCAGCAGAAGACGGAAAACGGAUGCAUCAGCUGCAGUAGCAAUGGCAACGGUGGCAGGACGCAGGAAGGAAAGAGAGAAAGAAGCAGGAGAAAGCAACGCAAACAGCAUAUGCAGCGACGGGAGUGUGUCUCUCGUGCCACUGGCGCAGGUUCGUUCCUUUGGAACCACCAGCAGCAGCAAGGGGAAUGCUUCGCUGGAUGCCUUCGAGGGGAGACACCCGCACGUUGCGUCUCUCGCUGUUCGAGCGGACGGCUUGGUGGGUGCAUGCGGCAUGUCAUAUGGGGCUGUUGAGCUGUUCGAAGGAAAGGGAUUAAGGACCCUGGGGGCCCUCAAAGCACACAAUUCCCCUGUUGCUGCUGUUACCUGGUGCGUCAGCACAGGGUACCUCGGGUCUGCUGACAAAGAGGGCGUUGUAUACCUCUGGAGUGUAUACACAGACACCUACCAAAGCCCAAGUUGCAGCGAGAGUAGUUCACUGUAG